This is a messenger RNA of Anneissia japonica, 2209 nucleotides long. RefSeq names its product ADP-dependent glucokinase-like. The coding region runs from base 70 to 1497 and encodes 475 amino acids. The transcript has 5 exons. Gene Ontology annotation, molecular function: ADP-specific glucokinase activity. Lineage: Eukaryota; Metazoa; Echinodermata; Crinoidea; Comatulida; Comatulidae. The record is from RefSeq and is a predicted model, not a curated record. Gene Ontology annotation, biological process: glucose metabolic process. Gene Ontology annotation, cellular component: endoplasmic reticulum.
CAAUCCAGCUUCGCGAACGAACGGCUGAAGUCGGCGGCGGCGCUCGAGAAGCGACGUGUCAAGGCAGCCAUGGCUAGCAAAACCUACACUAUCGGUAGUAUAUUAUCCAUUUUGGCAAUUAUUGUUGCCUAUUUCUAUAAAUGUAACCUAGAUGAGCAACUAAAAGAACACUUGGACAAUGUUCUGAAAAGCCUUCUAAAAGUAGAGAAGAAAUUCCAGAUUACACCAAAGACGAAGGUAGCGUUAGGCCUAGGCUCAUGCACAGACGCUUUCCAAGACGGUAUAGAGUUAUUGAAGCGCUCGGGGAUAGAACCCCCUACAGAGACCAACCACCACAGCUACAUAUCUUCCAAGGAAGGCCUAGCUCAGACGUUUGCUUAUUUCUUUCAGUAUGGAGCAGCGGCAGAACGUUAUGUGUCAGAUAAGGAACUUUUCAAAACACUUGUGCAGAAUUCAAAGGGGGCAAAUACACGUUGGGCGAUGGGAGGAAAUGCACCAGCAAUGGCCCGCAGAAUGGCCCUAGAAGGGUGUGACGUAUUGCUGGGUAGCAGAUUGUCAACGAAGCAAAUGAGAGACCUAGGAGGCGAUAUACAAUCUGUUGGGAAGCCACUGGAGGAUGAAGACGUGCAUAUAAUACUUGAGUAUGAUAAAGGAGCAAAAUGGGGGCCAUACACUUCACCACGAGCUAAUAGACUGAUUAUUCACAGUGAUGAGUCAAAUCCAACAUUGGAAGCUCUUGAGGAUUUUGCAGCAGAACUGAAGGCCUUCAAUCCCGCAGCUCUUGUUAUGGGCGGCCUACAAAUGAUGGAUAAUUAUCCAUUCAAGCAAGGUGAAAGGGAAGAACGAAUGAUGACACUACAGCGAAUGCUUGCAGACACGCCUAUGACGAUACGUAGUCAUUUUGAGAUGGCAUCUUUCACUGAUGAGCACCUCAUAGAAGAUGUACUUAAACACGUCAUUCCAUUUAUCGAUUCAAUUGGGACCAACGAGCAGGAACUGACUAACCUGUAUAGCAUCCUCAACUAUGGCAAUGUUACAUUAGUCACACAGUCUUACCCACGCGUGGCUUCUGUCCUCGAUCAAAUGCGGUCCAUCUACAAUAUACUCAGCAAGACCAAAGAGAGUGAUGGGCAACGUAAACUAACACGACUUCAUGUGCAUACACUUGCAUUCCAGGCAAUUCUUACCACGCAUAAAUCAGCGUGGAAGAAUACCAUGGCAGCCGCGGCAAAGUCCUCACUCACAGCAUACCGAUAUGUGUGUGGCACGAAGGAAAUUGACAUCGCGAAAUCCCGCAUCCUAAUGGAUGAGGGAUUUUCUGUGUCCAUGGAAAAAAACAGCAGGAAGGUAAUGUUUGAGGCAAACAGGCCGGUCUCGUGUUGGGACGAGAGUGAUUAUCAGAUAUGCAUUGCACCUGUUCUAGUUUGCACGGAGGUAAGACAGACAGCUGGUGGUGGGGAUAAUGUCUCUGCAGCAGGUCUGACCAUGCAGAUCUAGUAUAUUAAAGUGACUGUCACAUGACCUGUGCUUGUGCACGGAUCUAACUAUGGUUAUGUGCUCAGGCACUUGCUUAGUAUACCAUUUAGAGAUAGAGGGCCUAGACCCCUCAACCCCACAAUGGCUGGGGCUGAUGUACAUUUUAAUCCUAUGGCACUUGUAGGUGGCAAGAAACGGUACUCUCACAAUUAAAUUUAAAUGUAAUUCUAUGGCACUCUCACAAUUAAAUUUAAAUAUAAUUCUAUUUUUUAAAAUAUUUUCAAAAACCUCUGUAGAAUGGGGCUGGCUGGGAAUACACCAUAUGUGUCAGGGUGUUUCUGAUUGAUAUACACUUCUGGUGACAAGGGGAAACAGUGCCUUAAGCAUAUAUUUUUCACUACAUAAAUCAUAUUAAAUAGUAGUAGCAUGUUCUAUUUUCUCUAUGGUAGUAGCAAGUACACUCUACAUUACAUUAUGUAACCAAUUAUACCUCCUUGAUGUAGCUAAGUGAUUCUCAAUAAAUUAAGUUCCAUUAUGAGGCAUUAGGAAUGGAGUCAUGUGAACAAAAUCAUGUUAUUUUGGAUUGGAAGACAAGUACCUUAAGGUGAGCUUUUUUAUUCCUUGUUUUGCAUACUUAUUUUUUCAAAGAUCAUCGGAGGAGGGCAGAAUAAAAAUAAAAGUAAAAUUUUGUUUUCUUAUUUAGCACAUAGAUUUGCCAAAAACAUCUAGGCGG